Tribolium castaneum (red flour beetle) is the source of this 1680-nucleotide messenger RNA. Its product is annotated as forkhead box protein L2. The transcript has 3 exons. Gene Ontology annotation, biological process: cell differentiation; regulation of transcription by RNA polymerase II; anatomical structure morphogenesis. The coding region runs from base 310 to 1317 and encodes 335 amino acids. The record is from RefSeq and is a predicted model, not a curated record. NCBI's taxonomy places the organism in Eukaryota, Metazoa, Arthropoda, Insecta, Coleoptera, Tenebrionidae. Gene Ontology annotation, molecular function: RNA polymerase II cis-regulatory region sequence-specific DNA binding; DNA-binding transcription factor activity, RNA polymerase II-specific.
UUAUCCCUCCUCCAUUUUAGUAUGAUGCGAAACGUAUGCGUGAGCAACAUCCGAAAAACUUCUCGUCGGUGACCGUUUUUACGCACUGUUUGUACACAGAGCAAUUGACAGCAAAACGUGCUAGUUUUUAGGUGGAUGUGAGGUGGAAAUUCAAAGUUUGGUGGUGCUGGUUAAGUGAUCCGGAUUUAUUUUACAAAUAACUUCGUUCUGUAGUGUUUGUUUGAAAUACUAACUGUAAAUAAAUAAACAUAGCGAUAAUUAUGUUUGUGUGUUGGUGUUGAACUGUCUUUUGGACACGAAUUUUUAAAAAUGAACGACUUGCCCGAAGCUCUCAAUUUUACGGGGAGAUCCAUGCAUUCGGCCCACAUUAUGUCCACAGACUUGUUAUCAAAUGUUCAGAAGAUAAAAUCAGAGCCUGGUAUCGGAAACUACACACUGUCUUCUCUGACUUCCACGUUACCUCUUCACAAUCACGCCCUCGCCCCGACGUCGACUUUUAGCCCCCUGACAGGCGAAAAUGCAAACGGCCCGGCGUUCACCGGCAACGGAAACAGCAAUACCUCCGUAGAGUCCAUCGAAGAACCCGUCAGAACGGCCAGUACUAGCUCCAGCCACUCGCCGCAACCGUCUUCAUCGGCGACUAGCACUUCCAAUACCACUAGCACCAACCUAAGCAAACCUCCCUAUUCAUAUGUAGCCUUAAUAGCGAUGGCCAUCCAGUCCUCCCACUCGAAGCGCGCGACCCUCUCUGAGAUCUACGCUUACAUCACCGCGAAAUUCCCCUAUUUCGAGCGCAACAAGAAGGGGUGGCAGAACUCGAUCCGGCACAACCUGAGCUUGAACGAGUGCUUCGUGAAGGUGCCCCGCGAAGGGGGCGGCGAGCGCAAGGGCAACUACUGGACGCUGGACCCCCAGUACGAGGACAUGUUCGAAAACGGGAACUACCGCCGGCGGCGGCGGAUGAAGCGCCCGUACCGCAGCGCCCAGCCGUACCCCAAGGCCUUCUUCGGGGACACUCUGGGGCAGCACGGGCUGCCCCUGGCCAGCAGGAGCAUCUUCACGCCGCCGACAUACCCGCCCCCGUACUCGCGCUACGACGCCGCCUCGUGGCUGGGCCCGUCGCAGUUGGCCUCGUACACCACCUGCAACAGCGGGGGCUACUCGCAGCAAGGAUACCCGAGUCCCGGGUUUAGUUCUUGCGGUGUGAGGCAGGAGGCCGCGGCGAGGUACCCGCCCUACUGGCCCCCCGAUAGUGAGUACCCCCCCGGCCCCCACAGUUCACCCCCUGCUGACCAACAGCUACUGUUACAGUGGUGACUACAGUGAAGGAGGAGCCGAGCAGUCCUACCUACCGGAAGUGCUUCAUUUGAGAUGACAUCGUGAUUCGACAACACAUUUCCAAGGUUUUUUCUCUUCUACUUUCUUAUUGAAUUAGUUUUUUGUUAUUCAUGUGGCUUGAAGCACUCAUGCAGAAUUCAUUGAUUUUGUUUAUUUAUAUUCCGUCCGUUUCAAGCAAUGGGAUCGACGCGAUCCUUGUUUAUAUGUAUUUAUGUAUGUAAUUAAAUUAUGUAUAACAAUGAUUUUUUAUCUGUGAAUUUUAAAUUGUUUUUCAUUGUUAAUUUUCUUUACAUUUUACUAAUGUAAUAGCGAAAAGGUUUAAAUAAAAUUUUCUCAGUAACA